This is a messenger RNA of Fundulus heteroclitus (mummichog), 2111 nucleotides long. Its product is annotated as prospero homeobox protein 1. Gene Ontology annotation, cellular component: nucleus. Gene Ontology annotation, molecular function: DNA-binding transcription factor activity, RNA polymerase II-specific; RNA polymerase II cis-regulatory region sequence-specific DNA binding. NCBI's taxonomy places the organism in Eukaryota, Metazoa, Chordata, Actinopteri, Cyprinodontiformes, Fundulidae. Gene Ontology annotation, biological process: regulation of transcription by RNA polymerase II. The record is from RefSeq and is a predicted model, not a curated record. The transcript has 5 exons. Bases 144 to 1928 code for a protein of 594 amino acids.
UAAGGCAUGGUAUAAUUAAAUAAAGCAUCAAACAAAUGGUUUUUCAUUCUUGGUUGGUGCGAUAGGCGAGGGUGGGAUGGGUUUACAUAUUAGACCACACCUCCGGCUCUCUGAUGGUGUCUCGGCAGGUUCCCAACAAAUAAAUGACUGUCCCAUCCUCCGGCGAGCUUGAAAAACCUUCUGCGGUCUCUGCCAGCACCUCUCAGCUUUCAAGCAUGAGUCUGAGUCUUUGGAGCAAAGGUAUGUAUUCUUCCAGCGACCUCUGCCUGGACCGCUGCACUGCAGAGCGUCUACCCAUCAAUCACCCCGACUCCCCAUCAUCAGAUUUAGUUGUGUCGGGCGAUUUUUACACCUCGCACAAGGAUGGCAACCGCAUUCAAGGACUGAUCCACAGGACUGAAAACACUCUUUCGGGUUUGUCGUGUUCCAGCCCGAUGGAGUAUAAUCUGAUCAGAGGAAGCGCAAGGGCACCGCUGUCUCCUCCUUCUUAUGGUCGUCAGGACUGGAGUCUCAACAGUGGCCAUCAAGCCAAGCGUGCCAGAGUUGAAAACAUCAUCAAAGGUAUAACCUGUACAGAUGUGAUGUCAGAUCAGAGUGAAGAGACUGGCGGUAUGCAGAGAGAAGAAGGGGCUGAAGGGCUGGCUUUGCAUCAGAAACACAUGGAAACAAGGGAACCCGAAAGCCAUCAGCACCUCAGAGGGUUUAGGGCGAAGUUCAAUCCCCUCUGUGAGGAUGAGAGGUUUCCCAGAUGGCGCAUUUCUUUUGAAGCGUCUACAGAUGAGGCACUUUCUAAAUCCUGCGGCGAAUCUGAAAGCAGUCCAGGGAAAAAGGGGGGGAAGCCGGACCACUUCAACUCCAAACCGGGUCGGGUAAAGCUGAUGGCGGAUGUUUUAAAGUACGAGCUGACCCAAGCUGUGAGCAGGAGUGUGGACUCUAUUUUCAAAAGCAUGCCACUUAUACAGACCGCAGCUGAGACGGAGAACUCCGAAAGCGGCCCAGCUCCUCAGUCGGCAGUACGUACGGAGAAUAAAUCAAGAUGCGGUGCAGCAGCGAUUCAGUUCCCUGAUGUCCAAACAGAAGCCAUGUCACUGGUAGUCCAAAAGCCUGAACUGGAACGGCCUCCGAACUUCCUCCUCCCGUCUUCAUCAGCGGCUCCCCUCAUCCCAAAUCCUCCCGUCUUCUUCAGCCGCGAGCCUGAACGAGCGUCGGAGCGAAACAACAGCACAGACCGCGAAUGCCACGCUUUUAGAUGUCUGCAGGACGGCUGCUCCGAAGGUGGCGAGCCAAGGUCGGACACGUGCUGGAAUCUGGUCAAAGUGAAAUCAAAGGUCAACUCCCGACCUUUGAGGAGCCCUCACACGCACGGCAUGCCGGUGGAUCAGGUGAUUCUGGAAAGCCUGCAUCUCCCACAUGUGAAGCUGGAGCCGGACAGCUUGGAGAAAAACAACCUGUACAUGUUGAACGAGUGUCUGACAACAAACCACCUGAAGAAGGCAAAGCUCAUGUUCUUCUACACUCGCUAUCCGAGCUCAGUGGUCCUCAGGAUGUGCUUCCAUGACGUGCAGUUCACGCGCUGCAUCACCUCCCAGCUCAUCAAGUGGUUCAGCAACUUCCGGGAGUUUUACUACAUCCAGAUGGAGAAGUUUGCCCGCAGCGCUCUCCUUCAGGGGGCGGUGGACGUCAGGGAUCUGACUGUGGGCAGAGAAUCAGAACUUUUCAGAGCUCUCAACAUGCACUACAACAAAGCCAACGACUUCCAGGUUCCUGACAGAUUCCUUGAAGUGGCUGAGAUUACGCUGAGAGAGUUUUACGUUGCAAUUUCAAUGGGCAAAGAUCGUGAUCCAUCCUGGAAGAAGACAAUCUACAAGGUGAUCUGCAAGCUGGACAGUGACGUUCCACCUGAAUUUAAAAGGCAUCACUUUGGAUGAAAACCAGCCAGAAUACAUCUUGUGGACUUACUAAGUGAUUUAUGGUUUAAAUAAGGCAAACAUGUGUAUUAAGUAAUACACAUGUCAGAAAAUCUAUAUACUAGAGGCCAAGUAAAUGAUUGAUUAUGUAGCUUCAACUAUCCUAUACUCAACAAAAGCUGUUGAAGCUACAUCUGUGAGUAG